CUUCGGAGAAAUCGUCUGCUUUGUUCAGGAAACCGAUAUUUCUAUGUUUUUUGUUUCGUUGAUUGAACACACUCUCGAAUUAAACGGAUCAGAAAGUAACGUUCUUGCGUCGAACCCGUCGAACGGUUGAACACGAGACACGGAGCGACCGCCUCGUCGGCCAACGACAAACCUUAGUCUCUUAUUAUUGUUUUGGUUCUGCGGCGCAUGCGUAUUUUCCCCCACGCUCGUGUAAACAAACCGUUAACUCGUGAGCUCUCUGGCGAAUCGAUAAUACAUUCGCCACUUCCUUAUUCACCCGGUCCCCUUUCCUCCCGCAAAACGGUGAACAAGCAUACGGUGAUACGAUUUCACUCGGUACUUCGCGAUUUCUUGUGAUAAGAUUGUAUUCCAACGGAUGACACGUUGCACGCUAGUAACAUCGGUUUUUUGCUUCGAGGCUCGAGUCCCGAAAUGAUCAGAGCUGGGUUGAGUUUGGAAAUUGUACGAAGUGGAUAGUAGACGGGAGGAUGGCGAGUACGAUGUCGUCGUAUAACGAAGAAUCGCAAGAAGCUGUUGUUGAUCUCAAUGAACUAUACGGUGUCAGAGAUGGAACACUUUUUAUCGUGGACGCAAGUCCACCGAUGUUUGAAAAUCAUAGCCGUGAUCGGCCUGAGGAAAAAGAAGUCUCGUACUUUGUACAAUCUAUAAGGCGUGUCAAAGAGAGUCUUAAACAGAAGCUGAGUUGGAACAGGCAAGAUUGGAUGGGUCUUGUAUUUUUUGGAACAAAAGAAUGUGACCCAAAUAGUGAUAUGAAAAACAUACUGACCAUUCAGAAAUUACUUCCUGUUUCAAUUGAUUGUUUAAAAGAAGUCAUCAAAAUAGAUGAAAAAAAUAAAUGGGAACAGUAUAGAGAUUCAGCUUCUUCAACUGACUAUCCGUUACAUGAUGUACUAUGGCAUGCAGCACAAUUAUUCCAUGAUAAGAAUGUCACUAUGCCACUCAGAAGAGUAAUUCUUUUCACUUGCCAAGAUAAUCCACAGCUAACUAGCGAUGAGAAACACAGAAUAAGGGCACAGGCAAAGGCUUACAAUGAUUUAAACAUUAAGCUGUUUGUUGUCGGUUUAGGUGAAAGUUGGGACCACAACUUGUUUUAUAAAGAUCUAGAAAUAUUGUCAAGAGAUAUUGACGCUGACAAUUAUAAGACAACGUCUCUAAACGAUCUGAUGGAUCAAGUAGUAUUGUUAUCCAGAAAUAUGUCCAAACUUGCGUGGAGAUUCGGGCAAGACGUGAAUAUAGACGUGGUUCUUCGAAAUCUCGUUGCCAAGACUCAAUAUUUGAAGAAGGAAAAUAUGAGCAAAGAAACUAAUGCCCCUUUAACUUCAAAGACGUGCUAUGUAGUGGCAAAGGAAGUAGAAGAUGAAGAGAAUGAAAACGAUGAAGACGAAAUAGAGACGUCGCAGCCUGUGGCGUCAACGGAUCUUGAAUGGAGUAUAAAAUAUGGUGGUGAAAGUAUAUGUUUCACUUCGAGAGAAAAGAGGUCCAUGAAGUCGAUGCGACCAGCAGGCAUCGAUGUAGUUUGUAUGAAACCUAUUUCGUCUCACCUUCUGUACCAUUUCGAAACGCCGUAUUUCGUCUUACCGUCGGACAAAAGUACUCGAAAAGAUAAUGCUCUGUUAUUCGACGCAUUGCUCAACAAAUGUAACGAGAAGGAGUUAAUGAUAAUAGUCUUGGUAACUAUAAGAAAAUAUUCUAUCCCACUACUUUAUACCAUGUUACCAAACGUUAAGAAAGGAGGAUUUUAUUUAUACAGAAUACCGUACAAAGAGGACGUGCGAAGCCUCAGCGAUAUAUUGUCGCAGUACGUGUUCAAUGACGAGACGAAGUGCCCGUUCAGUCCGAAGGCAGUCGAACUACUGGAGGAAAUCAUAAAAAGAAUAGGAAUAAACGAUGAACCAAAAAUGUGCUCUAAUCCCAAACUUCAGUCUCAAUUUAAGGCCGUCGAAACUUUAGCUCUCGAUUUAGAGAAGAGCGAACCCAUCGUUGACGAUACGCUUCCACAAACCGAAAAAAUGCGUAAAUGUGUGAAAGAUCUUUUGGAAGAAUAUAAUGAAAUAUUUAAGAGUGACGAACCACCAACGAAGAAAUCUAAGAAAAUUCAGGAAGCCGCGGGUAAACUCGAUACGAUGAGCAAGGAACAGAUACGGGAGCUCGUGAAAAAUAAUACAAUAGACGGUUAUACUGUAGCGCAAUUGAAGAUGAUUUUAGAGACGUUGCCACUAAAAAGGACUGGCAAGAAGGAUGAGUUAAUUAAGAGACUUAAAGAUUAUUUCAACAACUAAAAUAUGUCGCAUGCUACACCGUUCAAUACCUCAGGAAAAAAUAAACCACAGUAUUUUUCUACUAAUCGUUAAUCAUAUUUUAGUAUUGUUAUAUUUAAAUAAAAAGAUGUUCUAUUCCGUA
Messenger RNA from Ceratina calcarata, 2442 nucleotides. Its product is annotated as X-ray repair cross-complementing protein 6. Gene Ontology annotation, molecular function: telomeric repeat DNA binding; damaged DNA binding; DNA helicase activity. Lineage: Eukaryota; Metazoa; Arthropoda; Insecta; Hymenoptera; Apidae. The transcript has 10 exons. Gene Ontology annotation, cellular component: nucleus; Ku70:Ku80 complex. The coding region runs from base 510 to 2321 and encodes 603 amino acids. Gene Ontology annotation, biological process: double-strand break repair via nonhomologous end joining; telomere maintenance. The record is from RefSeq and is a predicted model, not a curated record.